GCGGUUUGUUGUUUCAACAUCAUUCAGUUAGUGGGAGGAGAAGCAGCUUCACUUUAUCUCAGAUAUGAAGGAUUAAUAUUUUAUUUUCAUGUUUAUUUUUAACGUUACACAACUUCUGUCAUGGCGUAAUGUAUAGAAGGAGUAUUUUGUUUGGAAGGAAAAUAUUCAUGUUGCGGAAGUAUUCCGGCGGUGAAAAGGGAAGGCGAGCUGGCUAACUUUUGCUAGCUAGCAAGCUAAUCCGUUAGCAACGCAUCUUAUUGAGCUAGCCGAUCUAAGCUAAGCUAAAAUCCCGAGGAUGCUCCGGUGGAUACGGCAGCAGCUGGGUUUUGACCCACCACAUCAAAGUGACACCAGAACCAUUUACAUUGCAAACCGCUUCCCUCAGCAUGGGCAUUACGUUCCACAGAGGUUUGCAGAUAACAGAAUCAUCUCCUCCAAGUACACAAUAUGGAAUUUCAUUCCCAAAAAUCUGUUCGAGCAGUUCAGAAGGAUAGCCAACUUUUAUUUCCUCAUCAUCUUCCUUGUCCAGUUAAUGAUAGAUACCCCAACUUCCCCUGUGACAAGUGGACUUCCCUUAUUUUUUGUCAUUACAGUAACUGCCAUUAAACAGGGCUACGAGGACUGGCUAAGACACAAAGCAGAUAACGAAGUAAAUGGUGCUCCGGUGUUUGUGGUGCGCAGUGGCAGUUUGGUGCAGACUCGCUCUAAGAGUAUACGAGUCGGAGACAUUGUGCGAGUAGCAAAAGAUGAGACGUUUCCGGCUGAUUUGGUGCUGUUGUCUUCAGACCGAGCAGAAGGAACAUGUCACAUCACAACAGCCAGUUUAGAUGGAGAGACAAACCUGAAGACUCACUACGCAGUACCUGAAACAGCCGUGUCCCAAACCGUGUCCCGGCUGGAGGCCCUGCAGGCCGUGGUGGAGUGCCAGCAGCCUGAGGCUGAUUUGUACAGGUUUGUUGGGAGAAUCACAGUGACACAACAUGGGGAAGAGAUCGUCAGACCUCUAGGACCUGAAAACCUCCUGCUUCGAGGGGCACGGCUUAAAAACACCAAAGAGAUAUUUGGUGUGGCUGUUUACACAGGCAUGGAGUCCAAAAUGGCUCUGAAUUACAAGUGCAAGUCUCAGAAACGCUCAGCAGUGGAGAAGUCGAUGAACACAUUUCUCAUCAUCUACCUGGCUAUCCUGCUUUUUGAGGCUGUCCUCAGCACCAUUUUAAAAUACGCCUGGCAAGCAGAGAACAAAUGGGACGAGCCAUUCUACAACAAGAAGACAGAGACAGAGCGCAACAGCAGCAAGAUUUUGAAGUUCAUCUCCGAUUUCUUGGCCUUCCUGGUUCUAUACAACUUCAUCAUCCCCAUUUCUCUGUACGUUACUGUGGAGAUGCAGAAGUUUCUUGGUUCCUUCUUCAUCGGCUUGGAUCUUGACCUCUAUCAUGAAGAGAGUGACCAGAGAGCCCAAGUCAACACCUCUGACCUCAACGAGGAGCUAGGGCAGGUGGAGUAUGUUUUUACUGACAAAACAGGGACUUUAACUGAAAACGAGAUGCAGUUUCGUGAAUGCUCCAUUAACGGCAUCAAGUACCAAGAGAUCAACAGCAAAUUGGUUCCUGAGGGAAUGACUGAGGAUGUCCCAGAUGCCAGCUCUUUUUCUCGUUUGAGCAGAGAAGAAGAGCUGUUCCUGAAAGCCGUAUCACUGUGCCACACAGUUCAGAUCAGUUAUGAUAACACUGACAGUGUAUCUGAUCCUUUUUCACAUGCUAAUGGGUUCACGUCUCAGAUGGAGUACUAUGCCUCAUCUCCUGAUGAGAAAGCCCUCGUGGAAGCCACCAAGAGGAUGGGUGUGACCUUCAUAGGAAGUAAAGGAGAAACCAUGGAGAUCAAAGCGUUCGGCAAAUCAGAAAAAUAUAAUCUCCUUCAUGUAUUAGAGUUUGAUGCAAACCGAAGGCGCAUGAGUGUGAUAUUACAGACUCCCUCAGGGGAGAAGGUGUUAUUCACUAAAGGAGCCGAGUCCUCUGUUCUUCCCUACACCAAGAGCGGAGAGAUUGAGAAGACACGAGUGCACGUGGACGAAUUCGCUCUGAAGGGUCUGAGGACGCUGGUGGUGGCCUACAGGCUCUUCAGUGCGGAGGAGUAUAAGGAAGUGGAACGGCGGAUCUAUGAGGCUCGAACGGCUCUCCAGCAAAGGGAAGAAAGGCUAAGUGAAGCCUUUAACUUCAUCGAGAAAGACCUGCAGCUGCUCGGCGCCACUGGAGUGGAAGACAAGCUGCAGGAGAAGGUCCAGGAAACAAUUGAGGCUCUGCGUUUAGCUGGAAUUAAAGUGUGGGUGCUAACAGGAGAUAAACACGAGACUGCAGUCAGUGUGAGUCUCUCCUGCGGCCACUUUCACCGUACUAUGAACAUCCUGGAACUCGUGCAGCAGAAAUCCGAUCACGAGUGUGCAGAGCAACUCCGCAGACUCGCACGCAGGAUCAAAGAGGACCAUGUAAUCCAGCAUGGGUUGGUGGUAGAUGGUGCAAGUCUGUCUCUGGCUUUACGUGAACAUGAGAAACUCUUCAUGGAAGUGUGUAAGGACUGCUCUGCUGUGCUCUGCUGCAGGAUGGCACCAUUGCAGAAAGCCAAGGUGGUUCGCUUGCUGAAGACGUCCCCAGAGAAACCCAUUACAUUAGCCAUCGGAGACGGCGCUAAUGAUGUCAGUAUGAUCCAGGAGGCCCAUGUAGGAAUAGGCAUCAUGGGAAAAGAGGGAAGGCAAGCUGUGCGAAACAGCGACUAUGCAAUCGCUAGGUUUAAAUUCCUCUCCAAGUUACUGCUCGUCCACGGACAUUUCUACUACAUUCGAAUAGCGACACUUGUGCAGUACUUUUUCUACAAGAAUGUGUGCUUUAUCACACCGCAGUUUUUAUACCAGUUCUUCUGUCUGUUUUCACAACAAACGCUGUAUGACAGUGUGUAUCUCACACUCUACAACAUCUGCUUCACCUCCCUCCCCAUCCUGGUGUAUAGUCUCUUUGAACAGCUAGUUCAUCCUCAUAUUCUACAGAGCAAGCCAGCACUUUACAGAGAUAUCAGUAAGAACUCGAUGCUGUCCUUCAAAACCUUUUUGUAUUGGACGUUCCUGGGCUUCUGCCACGCCUUUGUCUUCUUCUUUGGCUGCUACAUCCUGAUGGGAGAGGACACAAGUCUGAUGGGAAAUGGACAGAUGUUUGGAAACUGGACUUUCGGUACAUUGGUGUUUACUGUUAUGGUCAUCACAGUAACCUUAAAGUUGGCACUGGAGACACACUUCUGGACAUGGAUGAACCAUUUUGUCACGUGGGGAUCCAUCGCUUUCUACUUCAUAUUCUCCUUGUUUUAUGGGGGAAUUAUAUGGCCGUUUCUCCACACACAGGACAUGUAUUGUGUCUUUGUCCAGUUGUUGUCCAGUGGCUCAGCCUGGUUUGCGAUCAUCAUCAUCGUCAUCACCUGCCUGUUUCCUGAUGUCAUCAAGAAAGUGUUUUACAGACACUUACAGCCCACAAGCACACAGAAGUCUCAGUAUAUCGAGGCGUACCAAGGCGUUGCCUGUAUGGACUCACUGUCUUGUUUCCCAGAUGGCGGUGGUGCCUGUGGCUUUCUGGAGCGACUGAAGCGAGCCAACAGAUCGUGGAGCGACUCGGAUCCGUUCUCCUCCAACGACCGCAGUGUUCUGACCCUCUCUCCUGUGGAAGCGUCUCACUGCUAGUGUAUAAAGAAGUCCUCAGUGUCGCCCUAAACAUGAUUGUAUGCACCUCCAUCAGAACGGUCCGUCCUUCCUGAGGAAACGUGUCUGAAGCCAUACUAGCCUCUCCGCGUUACUUUUGUCCUGUCAUGUAGCAUCCUGUCACUCCAGAGAUCACUUCCAGAAGGAAGCAGACUCAUCAGCUUCGGCUUCAUCCAUCCUUCACCUUAUUUAUACGUAAAGCACGUACGCUUCAAGCUCUUCCAUGAUCCUCAGUUCAUUUCCACGCACACACCGGGCUUAUUAUUAUUUUUCUUCUGUUUCUGUUUGUUGUGUGUAUCUUGCUGAGUGAGCCUGUAGACUGCAUGUGGCUCCUCAGCUCUCAGAGGCCUUUGGGUUACUAUGGCAACCAUUAGUCACUUUAGAAACAUGAUUUAUUUCAGCAGGUCAGGAACAGUUUGACCAAAGAUUAAAAA
Messenger RNA from Tachysurus vachellii, 4170 nucleotides. It is a transcript of the gene atp11b, whose product is annotated as ATPase phospholipid transporting 11B. Gene Ontology annotation, molecular function: ATP hydrolysis activity; magnesium ion binding; ATP binding. Gene Ontology annotation, cellular component: endoplasmic reticulum; recycling endosome; trans-Golgi network. NCBI's taxonomy places the organism in Eukaryota, Metazoa, Chordata, Actinopteri, Siluriformes, Bagridae. Bases 296 to 3718 code for a protein of 1140 amino acids. The transcript has 30 exons. The record is from RefSeq and is a predicted model, not a curated record. Gene Ontology annotation, biological process: phospholipid translocation.